AUGAGUGUUUCGAAGAUUCUUUCACAAAAAAUUAAAGUUGCUUUGGUUCAAUUGUCAGGCUCAAGUCCUGACAAAAAGGCUAACCUGCAAAGAGCGGCAACGUUUAUUGAAAGGGCUAUGAAGGAACAGCCAGAUACGAAACUUGUCGUAUUGCCCGAAUGCUUCAAUUCUCCAUAUUCUACUGAUCAGUUUAGAAGGUAUUCUGAAAUUAUUAAUCCGAACGAGCCUUCGACAUCGGUUAAGUUUUUAUCUAAUUUAGCCCAAAAGUUUGGAAUUAUCUUGGUAGGAGGAACAAUUCCAGAAUUGGACCCGAAGACAGACAAGAUUUACAACACCUCCAUAAUUUUCAACGAAGAGGGAAAGCUGAUUGAUAAACACCGUAAGGUCCAUCUUUUCGAUGUGGACAUUCCCAACGGCAUAUCGUUCCAUGAAAGUGAAACCUUGAGCCCUGGGGAGAAAUCCACCACCAUUGACACGACAUAUGGUAAGUUCGGCGUGGGUAUAUGCUACGAUAUGAGGUUUCCGGAACUAGCAAUGCUAAGUGCACGCAAUGGCGCUUUUGCUAUGAUCUACCCUAGCGCAUUUAACACGGUCACGGGACCAUUGCACUGGCAUUUAUUGGCAAGAAGCAGAGCAGUGGAUAAUCAAAUGUAUGUGAUGCUAUGUUCUCCAGCAAGGAACUUGCAGAGUUCUUAUCAUGCGUAUGGCCACUCCAUAGUGGUGGACCCCAAAGGCAAUGUCAUUGCAGAAGCUGGCGAAGGAGAAGAGAUUAUCUAUGCUGAGUUGGAUCCCGAGGUCAUUGAGUCUUUCAGGCAGGCAGUACCCUUAACGAAACAAAGAAGAUUUGACGUAUACACUGAUGUCAAUACGCAUUAG
Saccharomyces mikatae IFO 1815 is the source of this 876-nucleotide messenger RNA. RefSeq names its product putative hydrolase (gene NIT3). Gene Ontology annotation, biological process: L-glutamine metabolic process; oxaloacetate metabolic process. The record is from RefSeq and is a predicted model, not a curated record. The coding region runs from base 1 to 876 and encodes 291 amino acids. Gene Ontology annotation, molecular function: omega-amidase activity. Lineage: Eukaryota; Fungi; Ascomycota; Saccharomycetes; Saccharomycetales; Saccharomycetaceae. Gene Ontology annotation, cellular component: mitochondrion. The transcript has a single exon.